AUGGAUGAAAACCGACUACAGAUUCAGAACUUUAUAAGAGCAACAUUUACUGAGCAGAGGAAACAACUGGAUGUAAAUGAUCAGAGAAACCUUGUUGAUACAUUUCUGGCCAAGCAGCAAGAGGGGAAGCCAGAAUCUACUCUAUAUUUCCAUGAUGACAAUUUAACAGGCCUGGUAGCCAACUUGUUUGCAGCUGGAAUGGAGACAACAUCCACAACUCUGCGAUGGGGUCUUUUGCUAAUGAUGAAAUAUCCUAAUAUACAAAAGAAAGUACAAGACGAAAUUGAAAAAGUCAUUGGCACAGCUCAGCUUAGAUUAGAGCACAGGAAACAAAUGCCGUACACUGAUGCCGUCGUUCAUGAGAUCCUGCGGUUUGGUGAUAUUGCACCGGGAAGUGUUCCACAUGCAACGUCACAAGAUGUUACAUUCAGAGGAUAUUUUAUUCCAAAGGGAACCACAGUCAUCCCAGUGCUCUCCUCUGCUCUGAGGGAAAAGUCUUACUUUGAAAAACCAUAUGAAUUCCACCCAGAACAUUUUCUUGAUUCUAAAGGCAAUUUCAAGAAGGCUGAUGCUUUCAUUCCAUUUUCUAUUGGAAAAAGAAGUUGUGCUGGGGAAACAUUGGCUAAAAUGGAGCUGUUCCUCUUCUUUACAACACUACUGCAACACUUCACCUUCCAGGCCCCUCCCGGAGCUGUGCUGGACCUCACCCCCGCACUGGGGGCCACAAAUGCCCCAUUACCAUACGAAAUGUGUGCAAUCCCCCGCAUCUAG
Molecule: messenger RNA, 771 nt
Organism: Staurois parvus
Lineage: Eukaryota; Metazoa; Chordata; Amphibia; Anura; Ranidae
Source: the annotation of a GenBank genome assembly